GAUUGGCUGAUAGUUUCGGAUUAGGGUUUGUUUUCAAGUGUUUGGCAUUAUUGAUGGCGAGAAAGGGCGAAGGACGGGCGAUUGGAAUCGAUUUGGGGACGACAUAUACGUGCGUGGCGGUGUGGAAGCACGGCCGUAUUGAGAUAAUAGUAAACGAUCAGGGCAACCGCACCACCCCGUCCUACGUGGCUUUCACCGACACUGAGCGUCUCGUCGGCGACGCCGCCAACAAUCAAGCCGCCAGAAAUCCUAUUAACACUGUUUUCGAUGCAAAGCGGUUGAUUGGUCGCAAAUUCAGUGACCCAACGGUUCAGAGUGACAUGAAGUUGUGGCCAUUCAAGGUCAUACCCGAUGUUGCCGACAAACCUAUGAUCGUGGUAAACUACAAAGGGGAGGAGAAACAGUUUUCAACCGAGGAGAUCUCUUCAAUGGUGCUCUCUAAGAUGAAGGAUAUCUCUGAGGCAUAUCUUGGAUCCACCGUCAAGGAUGCUGUCGUGACUGUACCUGCUUAUUUCAACGACUCUCAGCGUCGGGCGACCAAGGAUGCUGGAACCAUUGCUGGUCUUAACAUUAUGAGGAUCAUCAAUGAGCCUACAGCUGCAGCCAUUGCGUAUGGUCUUGAUGAUGGGAAUGCUAGCUCUGAGACAAAGAAUGUACUCAUUUUUGACCUUGGUGGUGGCACGUUUGAUGUGUCUAUAGCUACAAUUGAGGCUGGCACCAUAAAAGUGAAGGCUGUUGCCGGUGAUACUCAUCUUGGAGGUCAAGACUUGGACCACCAGAUGGUGAAUCACUUCAUGAAAGAGUUCAAGUGCAAGUAUCGUAAGGAUAUAAGUGGAAGCCUAAGAGCGGUUAGGAGAUUGAGGACCGCCUGUGAAAGAGCAAAGAGGAUCCUUUCUUCCACUUUCCAAACCACAAUUGAGAUUGAAGCAUUGUUUGAGGGGAUUGAUUUCUUUUCUACUAUUACUCGGGCUAAAUUCGAUGAACUUAACACGGGUUUAUUCAGCAAGUGUGUGGAGCAGGUGGAGAUGUGCUUGCGAGAUGCAAAGAUGGAGAAGAGCAGCAUCCAUGAAGUGGUGUUGGUUGGGGGGUCAAGUAGAAUUCCCAAGAUCCAGCAAUUGUUGCAGAACUUGUUUAAUGGAAAAGAUUUGUGCAAGAGUAUUAAUCCAGAUGAAGCUGUGGCAUAUGGUGCUGCUGUGCUAGCUGCCAAGCUGAGUGGCGAUGGCAAUAACACCGUCCAGAAUCUUGUUGUUUUGGAUGUCACUCCUUUAUCCCUUGGUGUUAAAUGUGAUGGAGAUAUCAUGAGCGUUAUUAUCCCGAGGAAUACAACUAUCCCAACCAGGAGAACAAAAAGUGGUUUCUGCACAGUUAAGGACAAUCAGACCAGUGUGACAAUUAGGGUGUAUGAGGGCGAAAGAAGCAGGGCAUCAGACAACAAUCUGCUUGGGCAAUUCAAGCUCGAAGGCAUUCCACCAGCUCCCAGAGGUGUUGUUAAAUUCAAGGACUGCUUCGACAUUGAUGUGAAUGGUAUCAUGACUGUGUCAUCGGAAGUAACGGGUACUGAACUGAAGAAGAGCAUCACCAUCACUAACGAAAAUGGCAGGCUGUCCAAGGUAGAAAUUGAAAAUAUGAUUAUGGAUGCCGAGAAGUACAAGCAGGAGGACGAGGAGCAUAAGAAAAAUGUUAAGGCAAAGAAUGUUGUGGAGGACUAUGCCUACAGCACGAGAAACACAAUCAGAGGUGCAGCCAGGCUCACACAAGCAGACAAGAAUAAGAUGGAAGUUGCCUUUGAGUCUUUCAUAGAGUGGGUGAAGUCAAAUAAAUAUGCAAAAGCUGACGAUUUUGAAGACAAGAUGAAGGAGCUCAAGACUAUUUUCGGCCCGAUUAUUGACAAGAUGUAGCAAGAAGAAGGCUUGGUGAUUUGGACUAUAGAGAAGUAGACUGGCAGGAUCAUAUAGUUUGUUUUGUUCCGUUUUGCUGGUAUAGACACCUUGUUGAAGUGAGGCCAACAUUUCAGUGUAUUAGACUGAAAAAAUAUGGUGAAAUGAUAUUUUUGACUGCUUUAUAAGUGAAUGAAAA
Salvia splendens (bonfire salvia) is the source of this 2076-nucleotide messenger RNA. Its product is annotated as heat shock cognate 70 kDa protein. NCBI's taxonomy places the organism in Eukaryota, Viridiplantae, Streptophyta, Magnoliopsida, Lamiales, Lamiaceae. The record is from RefSeq and is a predicted model, not a curated record. The coding region runs from base 54 to 1898 and encodes 614 amino acids. The transcript is spliced from 3 exons. Gene Ontology annotation, molecular function: ATP-dependent protein folding chaperone; ATP binding.